GUUGCAGUCCUCGAAAUAAGCUGGGUAUUAUUUAUUAUGUGUCACCAGACACCUGAGAAAAUCGUGAAAACCACGCAUUGCAAACAAAAACGUGAUCACAAACAAAGCAUUGGUUAAGGGAAAAUACCAACACAUAGACGUAACCAAUACAAGACUUGAUCUUUCGUUUGCGAAUUAUUUUGGGGGCUGUGUUAAUGUGAUCUAUUAUUCCUAUCCAAAAUUAGUAUGUAUGUGAUAGCAGGUAAGACAUAAUGCACUACGAUAAACUUGUUUCUUUUGUUUGUACUUAAUAUGGUAUUGCUUGUAUUUCAGAAUGCUGAAUAAUCCUGCCGUUGUGAAUUCUUUGGCCAAACUAAGAAAGAAUAGAAACAAGGAGAAUCCUCUUUCUGGGAGUUCUGAUCACUUAUCUUCACUGAUAUCAGAUGCAAGCUAUGCAUAUUCUCAGUUAUAUGGGGAAUCUUCAACGUCACAGGUAUUGUCUAAUACAGACACUAAUGAUAAAAGCAGAAGGAUGGCCAACAGUGGUUUUGAGUAUGGCGACAGAAAAGCGUCCAGAGACGCAGAUAAAAGUGAAAUACAGAAAAAGAGAAAAUAUGAAGAAGACAGUCAUGAUAAUUCCAAAAAGCAAAAAGUGUCACCUUCUGUAAGUGUUAGGGGCAGAACAGCAAAAAGGAUUGUUGAUAAAUAUCCUGGAAGUUCUGGCCCUGCCAACAUACAAAGGGAAAAGCACCACACAAGAAAUGGUGACCCCGGAGACAAGACAUUAGACAGCUGUUUUAAAGGUGAUAAACAUUCAUUAGAUAAUGGGACCAAGGAUAAGAAAAAGGCACACGAAAAUGAUAAGAGAAGAAAAGGUGAAAAAGAAACGAGUGUAAAAAAAGAUGAAAAGGAAAAGAGUGUAAGAAAAGGUGAAAAGAGUGUAAGAAAAGACCACAUAUAUGAAAGGGAUAAAAAGACCAUAAGUACCUCCAAAACUGACCACAGUACAAUCGGAGCAACUGAGAAAUAUGACCAGAAAGAAAGAAAUGAUAAGAGAAGAAAAGGUGAAAAGGAAAAGACUGUAAGAAAAGACCACAUAUAUGAAAGGGAUAAAAAGACUGUAAGUACCUCCAAAACUGACCACAGUACAAUCGGAGCAACGGAGAAAUAUGACCGGAGAGAAAGAAAUGAUAAGAGAAGAAAAGGUGAACAGGAAAACAGUGUAACUAAAGACCACAUAUAUGAAAGGGAUAAAAACACCAGAGAUACCUCCAAAAGUGACCACAGUGCAAUUGGAGCAACUGAGAAAUACGACCAGAGAGAAAGAAACUCUCAUUCUGACAAAACUCGACAUAAACGUUUGGACCCAAGAAGUCAUCAAAGUUCCCCGUCUUCCAAAGGUGUUUGCACAGAAAACACUGACCUGGGGAAUGGUGCAAGUCAUUUAACACCGAUUUCAGAAAAACGGGCUAUUCUGGAAGAUGACGUUGAACACAAAGACAGUAUCAGUCAUUCCGAUAAGAAAAAGUAUACAGAACCUGGUCAACAUGGUAUUAAAACAAGAGAUAAUCCAAUUCACUUGACACAAGGGUUACCGAACCUGGUUAGUAUGGAAUGUAUUGAUCACAAUAUUAUACCCGUUUCAUCACCAGUUUUAAAACAAGUAGUUGAUAUGGAGAGUGGUGUUGCUAAUGUUGAACAGAACAAUUGUCCAGAUAGUUCACAAGUUUCACCAAAGACAAUUUCUAAGGAAGCUGAUGAUCUGGGGAGUACUAGUCAUGCACCAUUGAUUUCACAAAAAACAGUCAUUCUGGGACACAAUCCUUCACCAAAUAAUAUCUGUAGUGAUGGUGAUAAUAAGAGUAAUUCAGCACGGGUGUUGGCAAAAUCAAUUGGUCUUGAACAUGUUCAACAUGUUAUACAGGUGGAUGAUGUGCAUGAUCGAUCAAUAAUUUUAGAAAUAACAUUAAAUGUGAAAGGUGAUGUAAAGGCUGUUAAACAGAGAAAUAGAGCCCGCAAUAUACCACUGGCUUCACUCAAACGAAAGCAGGUACGAGAUGGUGAUACAACUACAAAACAAAGCGACAGUGCAGUUCAUUUAGCAAAAGAAAUUAUUCUGGAAGGUGGGGACCAUAUUGAUGAUGAGGUGAAUCAUUUGCUGCCUUCACCAAAGAAAAUUCGUAUACAAUAUACUACUGUUUACAGUCCUUCAAGUAACAGUGAGAAUAAGGCUUUAAAGGGAUUGUCAUCUGCAGCUGAAACUGAUGAGACAAACGACCAUGGUAAAGGUGCCAAAUGUCAUGAAACUGAUGAAGAAAGUUCAACUUCAAGUUCUGAUGAAGAAAGUUCAAGUUCUGAUGAUACAUCAUCAGAUAGUGACAGUGACGUGGGUGAACGUAAUUCAGUUUACCCUGCAUCAAGUGGAAUUCAUAACAAUUCUCAGCAGAUUGUGAAUGGUUCUGAUAAUCCACAUGUUUUAAAAUUAUUUGACAGACUGAAGCCCUUAAAUGAAUUGUUAAGUAGCAUGCUGAGUAGUCAGAAUAGAAGAACGGAUGCAUCCAAGACGGAUGUUUCUAAAGUUUCAAAAACUUCAGUGAGUAGCAAACAGACAGGUAAAGGAAAAGAUUCCAAAGCAAACGAUGCUACAGCAAAAAUAGUCUCAGAUAAACGUCAUACUAUCAGUGACAAAGACAAACCAGUUUCUAAAGUUUCAAAAACUUCAGCCAGUCACACACAGACAGGUAAAGCAAAAUAUUCCAAAGCAAAGGAUACCACAGCAAAAAUAGUCUCAGAUAAAAGUGAUACUAUCAGUGACAAAGACAAACCAGGUUCUAAAGUUUCAAAAACUUCAGCCAGUCACACACAGAGAGGUAAAGCAAAAUAUUCCAAAGCAAAGGAUACCACAGCAGAAAUAGUCUCAGAUAAAAGUGAUACUAUCAGUGACAAAGACAAACCAGUUUCUAAAGUUUCAAAAACUUCAGCCAGUCACACACAGAGAGGUAAAGCAAAAUAUUCCAAAGCAAAGGAUACCACAGCAAAAAUAGUCUCAGAUAAAAGUGAUACUAUCAGUGACAAAGACAGUCCAGUUUACAAUGAAAACAGUAUUAGGUAUCCAUGCAUUUCAUUGGAUGAUGAAGAUUGGUCACUGCAGCUGCACGUGGUCAGUGAUGAAGAAAUAAGCGAUGCUAGCUCUUUAGAGGAUGGGGAAUUACAGAAUGAAUCUCCAGAUGACUACAUUGUUAGCAAACGUCUAACUGAAAGAAAGCCCAAUUUUGAACCCCUAAUCAAAUUAAAGACACCAAACAUUUCAGCAUCCACCAGUGGACAGCAAAGAGGACAAAGAAAGGGAACAAAAUUGAGUAUGGAUUUAUACCGACCUAUGACUGGUGAAUCUCAUUCUUCAAAUCAAGCCACCAAGGCAUUUUCAACGUUAAAGGGUUAUAAAAUACCACGGAAAAGUUCCUUGGGCUCACAAAAAAGGCCAUUUUCAGAUGUCGGCAGCAUUGACAGGACUCCUAAGAGAAAAAGACUUGAAAAAUCACCCAGUCAAUCUGUAGGCUGGUAGUCUGACAGUGAUUUGAUAAAAAUAAAUGUAUAUAUCAAAUUUA
This is a messenger RNA of Gigantopelta aegis, 3587 nucleotides long. RefSeq names its product dentin sialophosphoprotein-like. The record is from RefSeq and is a predicted model, not a curated record. The coding region runs from base 314 to 3544 and encodes 1076 amino acids. Lineage: Eukaryota; Metazoa; Mollusca; Gastropoda; Neomphalida; Peltospiridae. The transcript has 2 exons.